AUGGCUGUCGCUCGACCUCAUCAGAGAUGGCUGGCCAUCUUGGUCUCAGCGCUGACGUUCUUGUGCUCAAGGACGGCGGCUCAGGCUAUUGCACCGUCGAACAACACACAAGAUCUGCUUCCAGUCUCGACGUCCCCCAGAUUCAUCUUGAAUGGCACCGAAUUCCCCAACGUUCCUGUGGUAGACAUGGCACCGCUAGGUCCUUAUGCACAAAUGUCGCAUGCAGGCUUUCUCCAAGUCCGUGUGGAAGGACAUUUGGUCAAUCUCGAUGCGUCCAACGCCAACGACAUCGCAGAUGUGGAUCAGUUUUCCUAUGUUUCCUGCGAUCCGGAGGACUAUCCUGACAACUUGGAUGCAAGUGAAGUCUUCCGUAUUGUGGUGAACUCACCGCGCGCCAACAUUGUCAUUUUGUACAGCGAGACAAGCGAUCAUUGCACCGCAACCGGGCUAGAUGGGCUUCCGACGAUCGGAGGAAUUUUGACAACAACCAACCGUGCGACAGCGUCCAAGCUGGCUGAUUUGAGCCUGACCCAAGGAAGUCCCGGCACAGCCACCAUCCUUCCAGAUCUGACGUCCUACACCAACUCCUCUGCGCCUGGAUUCAACGGAAAUGGUAGCAUCGGACAAUCUCCGACGACCGCGGUUGCCAUGAUCAUUUUGUAUUCCAUCACCGGCAUCAUCACCGCUCUGUUCGUUGUCAUUAUCGUCACUGGCGCCAUCCGGGCGCAUCGACACCCUGAAAGGUACGGACCUAGAAACAUCGCCGGCAGAGGCAGACAAAGUCGUGCCAAGGGUAUCGCGCGUGCUAUGCUUGAGACCCUCCCGAUCGUCAAGUUUGGCGAUCAUCAAGAUCUGCCCGCUAAACCAGCCGAAGGGUCAGAUAUCGAAAUGAAUGCUGGAACCACUCCGGCGCCUGGUGCCAACAAUGCGGACUCGACGAACAAAGCUGGAGCGGGUGAGGUCGUCACUUCUGAGUCAAGCAGCGACCGAGCACCAGCAGUCAUCGCCACCAGUAACCCCGACGGUACUGAUGCCGAAGGUCAUCUGGGCUGUUCGAUAUGUACCGAGGAUUUCAAGAAGGGAGAGGAAGUGCGUGUGUUGCCCUGCAACCACAAAUUCCAUCCUGACUGCGUUGACCCGUGGCUCCUGAACGUCAGCGGAACCUGUCCGUUAUGUCGAAUCGACCUGAGACCACAGGCUCAAGAGAUCGAGGGCGAGGAACGAAGGGGUUCUACCGCGACAGCGGACCAGGAUGGCCAAUUCCCACCGCCACUACCUCCUGCUGGUACUGCCGACGCCACCGGUAGUCCACACAGAGGAGGACGAAGGGAAACUGUGGCUAAUCUCCGACAUCUGGCCUCCGGGUCUCGAGAAGAGCGCAUUGCGGCGUUGAGACGGCUGCGGCAGGAGACUCGAUCUAAUCGUCCGGAAAACGAUGAGGAGCGAUCCGGUCUCGCCAGGAGAUUCCGAGAAAGAUUCCGGAUUCGGACAGAAAGGCGCGAGACGACGACUGAAUGA
This is a messenger RNA of Fonsecaea multimorphosa CBS 102226, 1518 nucleotides long. RefSeq lists its product as uncharacterized. Lineage: Eukaryota; Fungi; Ascomycota; Eurotiomycetes; Chaetothyriales; Herpotrichiellaceae. The record is from RefSeq and is a predicted model, not a curated record. The transcript has a single exon. Bases 1 to 1518 code for a protein of 505 amino acids.